CUGGAGGAUCAGCUUCGUCGUCAGUUUCGGUAACAGCCACACGACGAGGACAACGUUAACGUACGUUGCUUUACGUUUUUUAAACAGCUCUAAAGCGGCAUAUGUCGCCUUUUAUAACACAUAGAAAUACGGAGAUUAUCCAGCCUAACGGAGGAGCUUUAUCAUUUGUCCUCCGACAAGGAAAAGAAAGGAAAUAAGGGAUCUUGUCGCUGCCUCUGCCCUUCCUGUUAGCUUCUUUUGUUUUUCACUGCUGCGCUCGAGAAGGCGACCAGUAGCGCCCCCUCGCGAGCCAACAGAAAAGAGCUCGAGGAUAGGGAGCCAAACGAGCGGCCGAGCCUCUUGCCUCCCGACCGACGUGGGUCCCCCCAGCUCACUUGUCCGAUGCGGAGUGAGGAUGAGUCCCGCUCUAGAAGCCCUCAUGCAGGCGGACGGGACUCCUUAUCCCGGAAAAGGGGUAAUGCUUGAACCCUUCGUGCACCAGGUGGGAGGCCACUCCUGUGUGCUACGAUUUGGGGAACAAACAAUCUGCAAGCCCCUCAUCCCCCGGGAGCACCAGUUCUACAAGAGCCUCCCUCCAGAGAUGAGGAAGUUCACCCCUCAGUAUAAAGGUGUUGUAUCAGUCAGUUUUGAGGAGGACGAGGAAGGGAACCUGUGCCUCAUCGCCUACCCCCUCCACAGCGAAUCAGGGGACCUGGAAAACAAAGAUCCUUCAGCAGACUGCGAGCCCAAGAGCAAGAUGCUGAAGUGGAGCAACAAGAAGCAGUCCCCGUUGCUCUUGGAAAAUGACAACUACAGCAAAGAGAGAGCACGACACAGCCGAAAAGAAGACAAGAUCAUGAGUUAUAAUCGUGAUGAGAGUCAGCAACAGCAGCAGCAGCAGGCGGAGGUUCUGUAUUUCAGCCUGGAGAAGGGCAACGUGGUGCCACAGAUCAAACACAACCCCUGGAGUCUUAAAUGUCACCAGCAGCACCUACAGAGGAUGAAGGAGAAUGCGAAACACCGCAACCAAUACAAAUUUAUUCUUUUGGAGAAUCUGACAUGGCGCUACACAGUACCAUGUGUCUUAGACUUGAAGAUGGGAACUCGCCAACAUGGGGAUGAUGCAUCAGAGGAGAAGAAAGCCAAUCAGAUCCGCAAGUGUCAACAGAGCACCUCUGCCUCUAUCGGAGUGCGACUUUGUGGCAUGCAGGUUUACCAGUCGGACUCAGGCCAGCUGAUGUUUAUGAAUAAGUACCACGGGCGUAAACUGACACUAGCAGGCUUCAAGGAGGCCCUCUACCAGUUCUUCCAUGAUGGGCAUCGCCUGCGUCGAGAGCUUCUCUCCCCGGUGCUGCGCAGACUCCGAGAAAUGCAAGCUGCAUUGGAGGCCUGCGAGUCUUACCGCUUCUACUCCAGCUCCCUGCUCAUCAUCUACGAUGGAGACCCUCCCAGGACUCCAAGUAGGCCCAGACACCGCGGUGGGGAAGAAGGUGACGAGGAUGAGCCAUCCGAUGAAGAAGAAGAAGAAGAGGAGGAGGAGGA
Morone saxatilis (striped sea-bass) is the source of this 1521-nucleotide messenger RNA. RefSeq names its product nucleoprotein TPR-like. Gene Ontology annotation, biological process: inositol phosphate biosynthetic process; phosphatidylinositol phosphate biosynthetic process. Gene Ontology annotation, molecular function: inositol hexakisphosphate kinase activity. The record is from RefSeq and is a predicted model, not a curated record. Gene Ontology annotation, cellular component: cytoplasm; nucleus. NCBI's taxonomy places the organism in Eukaryota, Metazoa, Chordata, Actinopteri, Moronidae.